AGUAUCAUAACUACGUUUUGAUUUUUAAUUACAGAAUGUCUAGUCAGAGACUUCUCUUCUCUAGUAAAGACAUCUACUUCCUGUCAUGCCCUUGUUCAGACGGGCUUAAUUGUAAAGGUGAAGGACGUUACGACAUACCUCUGGGAGAACUAGGUACCUGUGUAAAGCCAUGUUUCACCAGCGAUGACUGUGGCCGUUUUGAAUGUUGUGUAAGUUUAACACGUCCAAUAGCUAAACGCUUCGCUGACCUUGCCCAGGCACCAGGUGAAUGUGAACCGCUCGGAAAAAAAGGAACUGAGUGUCUUGUAAACAAUGGUUCUGGCCGACCGGACGGUAUCGUGUUCAAGUCUUGUCCUUGCAAGAAACGCCUGACUUGCGUGGGAUCUGGUGACAUCACAAUACCUCUUGGAGAGAGUGGAGUGUGUCAAAAACUAAAGAAGAAGAUGUAAAAGAUGUAAAGUUAUGAUGUAAGAUAUGAUGUUAAAUGACAUUAUUACAGUGUACUGUUAGUGAUGAAUACUUUUGUGAAAAUAAUGAAAUAAAAAGUUAAAAGCA
Messenger RNA from Ruditapes philippinarum (Manila clam), 555 nucleotides. RefSeq lists its product as uncharacterized. The transcript has 4 exons. The coding region runs from base 36 to 449 and encodes 137 amino acids. The record is from RefSeq and is a predicted model, not a curated record. NCBI's taxonomy places the organism in Eukaryota, Metazoa, Mollusca, Bivalvia, Venerida, Veneridae.